This is a messenger RNA of Epinephelus fuscoguttatus (brown-marbled grouper), 1845 nucleotides long. RefSeq names its product eukaryotic translation termination factor 1a (gene etf1a). The coding region runs from base 175 to 1506 and encodes 443 amino acids. NCBI's taxonomy places the organism in Eukaryota, Metazoa, Chordata, Actinopteri, Perciformes, Serranidae. The record is from RefSeq and is a predicted model, not a curated record. Gene Ontology annotation, cellular component: translation release factor complex; cytosol. Gene Ontology annotation, biological process: cytoplasmic translational termination. The transcript is spliced from 11 exons. Gene Ontology annotation, molecular function: translation release factor activity, codon specific; sequence-specific mRNA binding.
CCUCCCACAUGUGAGCCCCGUCGUUAGCACCACGCGCAGCGUGUGGAGGAGAGAGAAACCGGUCGGGAAGGCAACGUCACUCCUCGGACCACCGACUCGACGUAGCGCAGCGGACAGAUAGCGGAGCGGAGCGGCGUUGUCCGAGGCAGGUGCUGAAGCGAUUACAGCAGAAAGAUGGCGGACGACCCCAGCGCGGCGGACAGGAACGUGGAGAUAUGGAAAAUCAAGAAGCUGAUCAAAAGUUUGGAAGCUGCCCGUGGUAAUGGCACCAGUAUGAUCUCACUGAUCAUCCCUCCCAAGGACCAGAUAUCUAGAGUGGCCAAGAUGUUGGCUGAUGAGUUUGGCACUGCUUCCAACAUUAAGAGUCGAGUCAACCGGCUCUCUGUGCUCGGGGCCAUCACCUCUGUACAGCAAAGACUAAAACUCUACAACAAGGUGCCACCCAACGGUUUGGUCGUGUACUGUGGCACCAUUGUGACAGAGGAAGGCAAGGAGAAGAAAGUCAAUAUCGACUUUGAGCCUUUUAAGCCAAUCAACACCUCCCUGUACCUCUGCGACAACAAGUUCCACACCGAGGCAUUGACAGCCCUGCUCUCUGACGACAGUAAGUUUGGCUUUAUUGUGAUCGACGGUAGUGGGGCGCUGUUUGGCACACUGCAGGGCAACACCAGAGAGGUGCUGCACAAGUUCACUGUGGACCUACCCAAGAAGCACGGCAGAGGAGGGCAGUCUGCUCUGCGUUUUGCUCGUCUGAGAAUGGAGAAGAGACACAACUAUGUGAGAAAGGUGGCUGAGACGGCUGUCCAGCUCUUUGUGUCCAACGACAAAGUUAAUGUGGCAGGAAUGGUCUUGGCUGGUUCUGCUGACUUCAAGACCGAGCUCAGCCAGUCGGACAUGUUCGACCCAAGGUUACAGGCCAAGGUUUUGAAGCUGGUGGACAUCUCCUAUGGAGGAGAAAAUGGUUUCAACCAGGCUAUUGAGCUCUCAGCAGAGGUCCUCUCUAAUGUCAAGUUCAUCCAGGAGAAGAAGCUCAUAGGGCGGUACUUUGAUGAGAUCAGCCAGGACACGGGGAAGUACUGUUUUGGUGUAGAGGACACACUCAAAGCCCUGGAGAUGGGAGCAGUGGAGAUCCUCAUAGUCUACGAGAACUUAGACACCAUGCGCUACAUUCUACGUGUACAUGGGGCCGAGAGCAACGGAGCAGAGAACGAUGAGAAGACUUUGUACUUGACGCCAGAGCAAGAGAAAGACAAGUCCCACUUCACAGACAAGGAGACGGGGCAGGAACAUGAGCUGAUCGAGAGCAUGCCAUUGCUGGAGUGGUUUGCUAACAACUACAAGAAAUUUGGAGCCACGCUGGAGAUAGUCACAGACAAGAGCCAGGAAGGAUCCCAGUUCGUCAAGGGCUUUGGAGGCAUCGGGGGCAUCCUGCGGUACAGGGUGGAUUUCCAGGGCAUGGAGUACCAAGGAGAGGACGAUGAGUUCUUUGAUUUGGAUGACUACUAGGUAGUCGGGGACUGAUAUUGGGAGAAAAAAAGAAAAGCAAAGGAAUGAAUGAAGAAAUAAGGAAAGAAAAAUGCCACCUCUCUUGCAGCAAGUGAGAGGUGCGACCGUGUUGACCAUAUAUAUGACAGACACACCUUCCAAUUUACCUGUUGCAUACACAAACUUGCGCAUACAUUUCAUCUGUACACAUGACAAAAAGCAUCACACAGGCUGAAGAGGAGUGAGAUUUUCUUUCAUCCAGAGAGGGAGAAAGCCCUUCCUGAAUAAAUCCCUGCCUUAGAGUGCUGGUUCCUUCCCCUAGUUGGAUUGGACUCGACUCAUUUUCUUUUUUUUUUUUUU